Messenger RNA from Syngnathoides biaculeatus (alligator pipefish), 1637 nucleotides. Its product is annotated as proton-coupled zinc antiporter SLC30A1. Gene Ontology annotation, cellular component: Golgi apparatus; membrane; endoplasmic reticulum. The transcript is spliced from 5 exons. The record is from RefSeq and is a predicted model, not a curated record. Lineage: Eukaryota; Metazoa; Chordata; Actinopteri; Syngnathiformes; Syngnathidae. Gene Ontology annotation, molecular function: zinc ion transmembrane transporter activity; calcium channel inhibitor activity. Gene Ontology annotation, biological process: zinc ion transmembrane transport; detoxification of zinc ion; intracellular zinc ion homeostasis. Bases 122 to 1420 code for a protein of 432 amino acids.
CCAGGUCUCCGGGUGGGCUUAGUUGUACUCCAGGAAUGUGCUCGCAGGCCAGAGAACAGUGGGGAUUUAUCCACGGUGUCAGACCCCAUCCGACCUGUUGACUCGCAGCCCACUGAACGAGAUGACGACGGUCCGGCACGGGUGCCAACUGGGCAUCGCCGCCUCGGUUCUGGUGCUGGAACUGAUCACGGGUCAGCUGUGCCGGUCCUUCGUCUUGCUGGUGGACGGCUUCCACACGUUCUUUGUCCUCAGUCACAUGACCCUCCCUCGCCCCUCAAGCUCACCGAGUCCCUCGGGUUCGAGCGACCCCGCCAAGCCCACGUGGUGUGGGGCGUCCCACCCUGACUGCAGGAGGCGCCCGCUGGGGGUCUUCGUCUCGGCCCUGCUGCUCUUCUCUCUGUGUGUGUCGUGCCUGUUGGAAAUGAUCGCUUCGUCCGUGGAGAUGCACGCGGUGGUGCGGCCCUGGCUGCUGGUGGCGGUGGGCGGGGUCAGCCUGCUCUGCAAGGUCACGGCGCUCGGGAUGACCCGGGGGUCAAAGGCGGCCGGGGCGGGGGUCCCGGCUAGAGGGGACGUGGAGUGUUUCAUUGAAAUCAACCACAAAGCCGUGUCUCAGGGGGCAUCCGGAGUCGUGGGCGAGGCCGAGCGAGGCCCGCGUGAAGCCAGCGGAGCUCAGCACGGGACGGCGGUGCACUCCCUCCACAACGGGGGUCUCGUCUUCUGCAACCCGGCGACCUCGGAAGGAGGAGGCGGUGAUGCGCAGGAGUCGGUGGAGGAACCCAAGCCGGCCAGAGAAGAGCUAAACGUCAACGGGAAGUCUCGGACACUGUGUCCCGCUUCCGUGGUGGUGGCGGUGCAGGGGUUGUCCACAUCAGUUCUGGUCCUGGUCACCGGUCUGGUGCUGCUGCUGGUGGACCCUCAUUACCGGUAUUCCCCAGGACUCUGCAGCCUCCUGGUGUACCUGGAUCCGAGCUUGGCCAUCUUGGCUGUCAUCAUCCUGGUGGUCCGAGCUGUGCCGCAGAUGCACAGGUACGGGCUGCUGCUGAUGCAGGCCACGCCCCCUCACGUGAGCCUGUCGGACUUGAGGGAGAGGAUCGGGAGCGUGCCCGGAGUGGAGGAGGUCCACGAGCUCCACAUCUGGGAGUUGUCCGAUUCCCUCGUGGUUGCCUCGGUCCACGUGCUGUGUCAGGCUGCCUUUCCCUUACACAGGUGUGCCGAUCUGAUGUCGGGGAUCACUAAUGUGCUGCAGAGUGUCGGGGCGAGCUGCUGCACGGUGCAGCCCGAGUUUGCGCCCCCCUGUGCCCUCCCCGGGGCUCCGGCCAGCCCGUCGGCAGCGCCCGCCUGCAGAUUGGCCUGUCCGAAGCUUUGCGAUGCCCACGUGUGCUGCCCUCAGCCGCGGGACCUCGUCAUGGAAACGUUGUGAUGCUCACGGAACUACAAACCCUCAUUCCCACGAAGUUGGGACAUGUUGUAAAAUGUACGCAGGGAUAGAAUACAAUGAUUUGCAAAUCGUUUUCAGCCAAUUCAAUACAGUGAAUUGAACAGAAUUUAAUGUUGACACGGAUACAUUUUUUUUUCAAAGUAAGAGAAUAUUUGCAAACAAAAAACAAUAACAUUCACCAGUUUGAACGUUACUAUAC